Messenger RNA from Verruconis gallopava, 2540 nucleotides. RefSeq lists its product as uncharacterized. The record is from RefSeq and is a predicted model, not a curated record. The transcript is spliced from 3 exons. Gene Ontology annotation, biological process: regulation of DNA-templated transcription elongation; mRNA export from nucleus. Gene Ontology annotation, cellular component: THO complex part of transcription export complex. The coding region runs from base 197 to 2029 and encodes 610 amino acids. NCBI's taxonomy places the organism in Eukaryota, Fungi, Ascomycota, Dothideomycetes, Venturiales, Sympoventuriaceae.
CAAGCACAAAGCAUCCAUCAUCUGCUGCAAAGAACCCCGUGUUCAUUAGAGAAGACAUAGACUUCGACAGCCAUAAUAGAUGAGAGCGCCCCCAGUCUCGUUUUAUUCAAACACGCAUCGAUGAUCAGAGCAUGACGUGCCCAUAAUCUCUAAGGACGAGCAAGUACGCCAUUGUUAAGAACCGCAUUCGCAGGAUAUGGCUGUCCCUGAAGAAUCGGCAGUCGAAUAUGCAAAUAGACGGCUUCGCGACUUGCUGGAAAAGGCGGCGCGACUCAAGACAACGACGGAUAUAGACCCGCCGCUUCCUCCAGCAGAAUUUCAAGGAGAACUGGGACUUUCACCUCCUCCCGAUACAGCUCGACCUUAUUAUUUAGCAGCAGCCGAAGAUGCAGCUCGACGUGUCUAUCAGAAUCGGGCAGCCUCUACUCGGAUCCAAGAUCCAGAUUUUGUGGAGAUUUGGAAUCUUUUUGACAUCCUAAGUGUCUGUGGCGAUCAAGAACAAUGCGAUCCAUGCCUCGUAUGGUGGCUCAUUGAAGAGCUCCUCGAGACGCAAAGCAUUGACGGUUGCCGAAUUAUCUUUGAUUAUUUGGAGUCUCGCCGGGAGCGGUUGGUUGCCAAUCACUUCGAGAAGAAGAACCUCGUUAUUCUGAGAGCCUUCAAUGAGCUUCUCCGGCGUUUGUCAAGGGCAGAAGAGGCCGUUUUCUGUGGCAGGGUCUUCGUGUUUCUUUUCCAGUCAUUUCCACUAGGCGCACGUAGCUCAGUCAACUUGAAGGGCGACUUCCAUAAGGAAAACCUCACUACAUUCGAGGCUGAAUCGCAGACUGAGGCCGCAAAAGAUGACGAGGGUACCGAAGCAAUGUCUGGUGUUGAAACUGCGAACGGUGGUGAAUCUGGAUCCAAAGCUGACGCGGCGAAGUCCGCAUUAUCUACAGAGAGCGGUUUAUAUCCUGCGUUCUGGACCAUGCAGCAAGCAUUUUCAAAUCCACCGGAAUAUUUUUUCAAGCAGAACCGGAUGGAAGAGUUCAGGAAUACACUCGAAGCGACGAUUGCGAAGUUCAGGGAAGUACCAAAGGUCAAUCAAGCAGCAGCUGACAGCCGGGGCGCAAAGAGGGGUGAUAUUGAGGUCGAUGGCCAAGACGAAUUCGCCAACACAUUCAAUCCGAAAUAUCUUACCAGUCGAGAACUUUUUGCACUUGAGCUGAGCGAUCUUGCGUUCCAAAGACACAUCCUCGUACAAGCAUUGAUCCUGCUUGACUUCCUAUUGUCUCUUACUGAAAAGUCAAAGAAAAAGUUGUCGAGUUUUCCCAACAAGUCUUUGCAUUUUGACUACACACUCCCCCAGUCUGAUGCAGACUGGGCGCAGAAUAUCAGGAAGAACAUUUCACAGUAUCUUACAGAUGGUCAGCUGGGUGGUGAUCAAGAAGGGAAGUAUUACAAUCGCAUGGUGGAAACGGUGUUGUCCAGAGACAAAAAUUGGGUGCGAUGGAAGCUUGAGUUUUGUAACCAGAUCAGGCAACCGCCGGUGCACUCAGAUGACUUCAACGCCGCACAAAACGGAGCCAAGCGGCUCUCUACAUCUACAAAGUUGAAAGCUCAGCCCAUGGGUGCGCUUGACCUUGGCUUCCUACGAGAAGCAAACGUGAACGAAAACGAAGACUCUCAAAGUCAUCCUCAUAAGUCUGAUCUUCCGGAUGCAUACAGUCUAGUUCGGGAUGUGCAAAACGUGGAUCUGGACAUCGAUAUGGCAGCCACGGAUGAGGAAAAGAAAGACCUCGAGGAUCAGAAGAUGAGUAAAACGUGGCGAGCGCUUCGACUCAUGUCCAAAACGAAAUUAGGUCUUUUUGACAAGGUCGACGACGGAAAUAAUUUAGAGUGCUUCAUCCAGCCGAAGGAGGAUCCGAUGGAAGUGGUCGAGCAGGCUGGCGAUGAUGGAGAGGGGGGCCACGAAGAGACGCAGAAGCUGCUUGACAAUGCGAUGGAAACGGAUGACAAGGUUUCAGCAGCCCCUACGCCUUCAGGAGAAGCCUGACAGAGUGAAGGCGGAAUUGUUGAGCUUCUGCUCUGUCAAGUUCGGAUGACCGACUUGGCGUGGCUCUGUCAUAUGAACGUAGCCUGUAGAAAUGACAUCCCGCGGUAUUUAGCGAGGAAGACUCUCUGGAUUCAGAUGAUGCCGCUGCGGAAAAAGUUCGUUGUAUGUUUCGUGUAUCAUACACAGCCAUGCGGGCAAGCAUGACUAAGGUUUGCGUUGAAGCAGACAUUUUCAACCCGGCAGGAAAUCAGGCUGGUUGCCUAUGACCAUCCGACCUCGAUGAUAUGCAUCUUAUCCCGACCCAGCACGUAUACAGCAUGCAUCUGCCGGCUGAGGUGACGGCUAAAAUUGCAGUACUCGUCUCCUGUUUGCAGAGGAAUUGGUCUGUGGGGCACGCCCACUGUCAGUGCUGCUGCAGUCCACGCAGCUACGAACUUUUGCUUUGCUUCGAGACAGACACAGCACGGCCAGAUGGAGAUUUUGAAGGGGAAAAAAAAUAAAGAGACAAUCG